Molecule: messenger RNA, 1693 nt
Organism: Vespula pensylvanica (western yellowjacket)
Lineage: Eukaryota; Metazoa; Arthropoda; Insecta; Hymenoptera; Vespidae
Exons: 6
Coding region: 203-1177 (324 amino acids)
Source: RefSeq, a predicted model, not a curated record
AUGAAUAUUGCAAAACAUUUUUCAAAUGUCGCGGUCAUAUGAUUACUACGUAGUUCAGUUUCUUUAACUAUCAUUUUUGACAGUUCAAUUUUCGUGUUAAUUAAUGUUUAGUUUAGUUCCAAGAUAUCUUAUAUUAAAAAAAAAAAAUAUGUUUCUCGUUGUUAGUUGAAAAGAGAAGAGAAAGGAAAGGAAAAAAAACAAAAUGACUUCGGAAGAAGAUUGUCCUUGUACGGACAGGUCCGAACCUUCGAAUAUGACGUCUUUACGUACUGACAUAAGUUCGAUGAUAAAUUCUUAUGAAUCUUAUGUAAAAAUUACUGAAGAAGAGAAAAAAACAGUCGAAGAACCUUACAAAAAGACUAUUAAUCAAGAAUUACCAGAAGUAAUAAAUCAUCGAGAAAUGACGCAAUUCGAGCCUGUUAUACCUUGCUAUUGUCAUGUUCCAAUAAUAAAUGGUUACACGUUACCAGUAAAGUACACAAAAGAUAAUCACCAUAAACAUCGUUCAUUUUGGUCUAGUUUUCGUAGCAAAUGGUCUGAUAACAAAUAUCUCGAUGAUAGAAAUCGAAAUUAUAAAAUUAAAUUACAACGAAAUACACCUUACAAGUCUUUAAAUAAAAUCACGAAUGGUAAUGUAAAAACAAAACCCGAAGAAAAAAUAAAAUUUCAAGCUGACAAAUUAAGUCAAGGUGAUAAAAAAAGAGAAAAUCUUGCCGAGAGAAUCGACAUUUAUUACUUCGAUCAUGGAAAUUCUGCAUAUUAUCGAACAACAGAUUCACCACCUAUAUUAAAGACAGAAAAAUGUGCUGAAAAGACCGACCAAGCAGCAACACGUUUUUGGGCUGAAAUAUUUGGCACCAUUCAUAUAGGAACAGCAUUUAUAACAGCUUUUAUUCUACAAUUGAUAAGAUUCAUAUUAUUCAGUCUUAUUCGGCCAUUGACUGUUGGUAUAUUGCAAUUAUUUGCAGAUUAUUUCGUGAAACCUCUACUUUCCAUAAUAUUUAACGCAUUGAUACAACCAAUUUUAAUACUUUUAUACAAUAUUGCAACAUCUAUCAAAGAUCUUUGCGAGCCAUUGGCAGAAACUGUUGGUCUAUUUUUAAGAGAGAUAGCAAAUCUGUGUAGAUCGAUUAGGAUAAUAGAAAUAAGAUAUGAAAAUAAGGGUUCUUCUACUUGAAAGUAAGAAACAAAUUAUUGAGACGUUAUUCUAUAUACAAAUGAGGAUAAUUUGGAAGAAUUUUAUUAUGAUCAAGGAUUUAUAACAAGUUGAUCAACUGGUACGAUGAUCAUUUCAACAUGAAAAUAACAGGAUAUUGCCUUAACACCAGGUAUAUAUUUGGUAUUAUUCUCUUCAACUUUACAAUAUUCUUAUUGGUUCAUUUAUUUUUGUAUGGAACAAAUGAUCUCUUUUAUAUCUCAUCAACUAAUUUUCAUCAAUAUAAUAAUUAAUGAAUUUAUCAUCUUCUUCGUCUCUUCCUUCUCAUAUAUAUAUCUUAUUGUUAUUAAUAAAUUAUGUACAAUCUCACAAACAACAAACGGAGGAACCUAAUUACAUCAUUGCAGCUGUAGUUCUCACACUUCGCUAUUUACAGGUACUACUUGGUUUUUACAGAAUCGCUCCAUCUUUUCUGUGUACAUGUGUGUAUGUAUAUAUGCGUUUGUGUAAUAAGUGUAUUUUUUCUUGUAAACUUUC